UCUGCAGUCGAACGCAUAAAUUAGGCGCCCGUGCGGAUACCUUGUUGCCGAAAACUGAAACAAUAAAUCGUGGAGCAACAUGGCCAUGCACGCGUGGAUCAUUUAGUGCAGCUGAAACAAGCCAGCAAUGCUACGCCGAAGACUAAUUUAAUCGAUCCCCCGUCGAAAUGAUGUUGCAUGUGGUAAUGGAGACAUGGCACUGGCAGACAGCCUCUUCUCCAUCGAGCUCGCAUUUUGCCAUCACAUGAAAGAAGCAGAGACUUGCCGUGGAGAGAUUCUUGCUGUCUGCAGGUCCAGCUGUGCAGCGGCAUCUUCUUCAUCAUCCUAAGGUAGCAGAAAAUUGGAAGGCGCAUGGAACGUCUCGAGAUGCUGCAGCCUGCAGAUUCUUCCUGUCUGCAGGGCCAGCAAUGCUAGCCUGUAGCUUACUCUUCUCAUCUUCCACUGAUAUAUAGGGGACAAGAGACACCAUUGCACCUCCAUCAGCUUCUCUUUGCUCCAUUUCGAGAGAACAACAAGCAAAGCAACUCCAGCUUCUAUUACUUACAGCCAUGGCAUCUCACCUCAGAUCCGCAAGUGUGCCUUCCAGCCCUAGCUCCUGCGAGACCAAUGUCGAAGAAAAGCUUCAGACCCUUAACGCAUCUACCUCUUCGACCAUCGAGAUGGUAUGCGAUGGGUUGAGGAAGCUUGGAGACAUCUACGACUGCAUCGACGAGCUGGCAUCUUUGCCCAGCAGCCAAGUUCUCCUUUGCAAGCCGCAGCAUAGGAUGGCCGUGGAGCAAGAGCUUGAGCGCUCCCUUGUUUUGCUCGACCUCUGCGAUGUUGUACAAGUGAGCUUCUCUGAGCUGAAGGCAACUGUCCAGGACAUGCGGUUGGCCAUCAAGAGAGGAGAUGAUGCGGCUCUUCAGGCCAAUAUUAUCUCUUGGUUCUGCCUGGCCAAGAAAGCCCAAAAGCAGCUCAAGAAGGUCUGCAAGAAGUCCUCUUUCCCUGACCAGGAGAGCUGCAGAGUGGUCAAGUUGUUGGUUGAAGCUAGAGAAACCGCGGUCAAAAUGAUCGAGUCCUCAACGGAUCUCUUGUUGAAGCAAAUCGCGAUGCCGAAUUCUAGCAAGUGGUCUCUUGUAUCCAAGACAUUCCAGAAGACGAGAGUUACAUGCAAGGAGGAUCAACUACAGGUGCUGGAGUUGGACAUCGCUGAUCUUGAGAGCGGCGUCGAGACUUUGUUCAGGAGAUUGAUCCAGAGCAGGGUUUCCCUUCUGAAUACUCUGAGCUUGUAGAUUAGUCACAUACCAACUUUGGUACCCUGUGGUUGGCAUCCACCUUUUAGAGGAUUUGCUGAUCAUCAUAACAACCUUCCAUGUAUA
Messenger RNA from Lolium rigidum, 1358 nucleotides. RefSeq lists its product as uncharacterized. Bases 549 to 1271 code for a protein of 240 amino acids. The record is from RefSeq and is a predicted model, not a curated record. The transcript is spliced from 3 exons. Lineage: Eukaryota; Viridiplantae; Streptophyta; Magnoliopsida; Poales; Poaceae. Gene Ontology annotation, biological process: shoot system development; root development.